Messenger RNA from Penicillium egyptiacum, 1077 nucleotides. The record is from the annotation of a GenBank genome assembly. Lineage: Eukaryota; Fungi; Ascomycota; Eurotiomycetes; Eurotiales; Aspergillaceae.
AUGGCCGACACCCCAGACACCGACAAGCUCGCCCCAGAGGCACUAAUUACCAAAUUCCAAGUGAGCAAGCUCCUCAAACAAGACCAAAAUGGCCGACGAAUCGCCCUCCUAGGCACAAUCGACAACACACAAGGCAUCCUAAUAGCGGAGCGUGCCGCAUUCGCAACCGAAUCCCUGGCCGUGCUGCAAGCCUUCCACGCCGCAAUCUCCCGAAUCGACAACCUAGGCGACAACGACAUCUACCGCUGGUACCUUGCCUCCUCAAGCGGCAACACCACGGACCCAACACCAGCUGAAGCCGCCGCGCAGCGCCAUCAAGACCUCAAACUCAAUCUCAUCUGGCCAUGCACAGCACAGCACAUUAAGAAGUACUCCGACCAGCAGCUGCGCAUGGUAACCGAGACGGCGCAGAUAUACCGCACGCACGUGAGGCCGUACAUGCAAGCGAAGCGCGAGGAAGGACGGCUGAACUGGGUGUUUAAUAUCCUCGAAGGCAGGACUGAGCAGGAGGAUGUGAUUAUGCGGGAUGAGGGACACGGGCCUGAAGAUGGGUUUUUGAUGUUGCCUGAUUUGAAUUGGGAUCGGAAGAGUAUGGGGUCGUUGCAUUUGUUGGCUUUGGUGCAGAGGAGGGAUAUUUGGAGUUUGAGGGAUCUUAAGAAGAGUUUUGUGCCUUGGUUGAAGUAUUUGAGGGAUAGGGUGCUCGAGGCUACGGUUUCUAUGUAUCCUUUGGAGGAGGAUCAGAUUAAGCUUUAUGUUCAUUGUGAGUUACUGUUUGCGAUUGAACUGCGCUGCGUUGUGUUAUAUUGGGGGUUUUCGCUGACUUUGGAUCUCGCAGAUCAACCGACUUACUACCAUUUCCAUAUCCAUGUUGUCAAUGUUAUGCUCGAAGCUGGUGCAACGCAGGCAACGGGUAAGGCAUUUGGACUCGAGAACUUGAUCUCGCAGCUUGAGAGUAUGUCUGGAGAUGGGGAUGCUAGUCUGGCUGAUGUUGAUUUGACAUACUUCCUGGGCGAGGCCAGUGAGCUGUGGACGGAGAUUUUCGAGCCGUUGAAGCAGGGAAAGCAGCCUAGUCAAUAG